Molecule: messenger RNA, 2146 nt
Organism: Lates calcarifer (barramundi perch)
Lineage: Eukaryota; Metazoa; Chordata; Actinopteri; Centropomidae
Product: receptor activity-modifying protein 3
Exons: 4
Coding region: 492-989 (165 amino acids)
Biological process (GO): protein localization to plasma membrane; cellular response to hormone stimulus; receptor internalization
Cellular component (GO): signaling receptor complex; cell surface; membrane
Molecular function (GO): coreceptor activity
Source: RefSeq, a predicted model, not a curated record
GUAAAAGAAAGAGAGAGGGAAAGACAAUGAAAGAGCAAGCAAGAAAGGAAGAAAUAGAGAAACGGAGUUAACAUUUUAAAAUGUCUGUUGAUUCUUUUUCUUCCUCCUGCAUCUGUUUUAUGUGUAACUGUCUCUGUGCUCAGUCUUUUAUUCAGUACAUCUAAUCCAAUGUUCGCUGCCUCUCCUCCUCCCCCAGCAGAGGGUGUGGGACAGGCAGCCUGGUCCUGAGCUCUGACUCCUCUCUGCUCACAGAAGUGAUCGCGCUCAUUCCGAGGACGGACCGGAUUCUCGCUCUGGGAUCAGAUUCAUUUUGGUUUUUUGGUCUUUCCGUGCAGAUCAUAUCCUUCAGCCUCUGGACUCUGGACUCAGGACGUGUGACUGAACCGAGAUUUUCACAUCGGCGAUUAUUUUAAUGAUGGUUCGCCUCAAAUGUAGAUUUUCCCGGAGCCGCAGCUGAUUCGUACUCAGUCCGCCUGGAUCCUCUCAGCGUGAUGGAGACACACGAAAGCGCACUUAUUAAAGUUUUUCUGGUCGGGAUUUUGGUCAACAUUUGGAUGAUGAGAGGGCUGUCAGCCACCGACACUCUCAGCACAGAGUCCAUGCCCCCCCAGCCAAGGAAAGCCUGCAAUGAGUCCCGUCUUCAGUGGGAAGUGGAGGUCUGUGGAGACGCCUUCAAACGGGACAUGGCUCACCUAGACCCACAGUACUGGUGUAACCUCACACACUUCAUCAGUGAGUACCACCUCUUCACCCUCUGCACAGAGACCAAGUCCCACAUUGUUCACUGCUACUGGCCCAACCCGCUGGUGGAGAGCUACAUCAUCCGCAUACACAAGCACUUUUUCUCCAAUUGCACCAUGGAGCAGGUGGUGUGGGUGGACCCACCGGACGACACUCUCACCAUCCUCAUCCUCAUCCCAGUUUUCCUCACCAUGGCCAUGAUUGCCCUCGUGGUCUGGUGCAGCAAGAGGAGCGAUAUCCUGGCCUAGAAGGGGGGGAGGGCAGAGGAGGGCGGAGGAGGACUGAGUCCACAGUCCCAGACUCUUUACUGUGACUCAGCAGAAGAGAGGUUGUUUCAGUUGGUCAGAGAGAAGGAGAGCAGCUCCUUGUAGUUUAAGAAAAGUCUUCAUGCUGAGUGUGUGUUUUUAAAACCUCUAACAUUGGUCUGCAAACACUCAACAUGGUCUCAACUCAGGGGGAAACAGCUAGCCUGCCUCAGCCUCUAAAGCUCAUAGAUGAACACAUCAUGUUUCUUUCAUCUGUUUCAUGGUGAGAUAUCUGCCAGGUGACUUUGAGCUAGGCUAGUUGUUUGCCACUGUUUCCAGUCUUUAUGCUAAGCAAAACUAUCUGGCCAUUAGCCUCAGUUACAUAUUUAAAUAGAUAUCCAUCUUCUUCUGUCGAAAAAUAUCAAAAUACAGUAUGUCUUUAAUUCUGACGUUGGUUCAUGAGAUUUCUCUCUGAUAAAGCUGUGAACCCUCCUGUAAAUCUGGUGAUCUGUUUGCCACAGAUAGAGGGAGGUCUGAUCUAACUGAGACACAGAGGAUAUUGGGGGUUUGCUGUUAAGCAGAUCUUGGGACACUGGGUCUUUGAGCUUGUGGAUCUGGACUGUGGAUCUCAGAGGUUCACGUAAGAGCACUGUAUCAUUGCUGAAGAGGCAGCAACUGAACUCUUCAGUGGUGGAAAACAGACUCCCAGGGGACGAUGGGUUAGUAGCCAAAUGUGGACGUAUUGGUUCUCCCACUGAGCAGACUGUAGCCCCUGGAAACAAAAGACACUGGUGUGGAACCCAAAGACAUUUCAAUGCUCUGAUCAAUUUAUUCUGGGACUUGAAUUUCUCUACCUGAGCCCCGAUGGACUGUUGUAUAACUUAUAACUCUGGAAUAAAUUACUGUUAAUACUCAGAGAGGGGCUCUCAGUGGAAACCCCUCAUACUGUACAGUCAUAUUGUGUCCGUGCUGUCUACUGUACCUGCCCCAGUGUUUGUCUUGAUCAGGUCUGUGACUGCUGUCCUCACCAGCCACCAAACUGAACCAAGCACAGGUUUCUUCUGUUCUUCCAAAGCAUCUGUUUGUCAGCUCUGCUCAGAGCUGUGUGAGAAAACUGAACCUAUUCAGAUAAAAUACCUUCAUUAAAUCUCAUGUCUGUA